Cannabis sativa is the source of this 3018-nucleotide messenger RNA. RefSeq lists its product as uncharacterized. The transcript is spliced from 10 exons. NCBI's taxonomy places the organism in Eukaryota, Viridiplantae, Streptophyta, Magnoliopsida, Rosales, Cannabaceae. The record is from RefSeq and is a predicted model, not a curated record. Gene Ontology annotation, molecular function: nucleic acid binding; RNA-DNA hybrid ribonuclease activity. Bases 1 to 3018 code for a protein of 1005 amino acids.
AUGGAAAAAAUAAGGUUGUGUGGCCAGAAUCUUGAGACUUGGGGGAAAAAUCUCACUGGAAGCUUUAAAAAAAGGAUUGGUUUUUGGAAAAAGAAAAUUGCCCAGUUCAAGGGAAGCCAUGAUGCUGAUGAUAUUUCAGCUUACAAUGAAGCAGAAAAACAGCUUUUUGAAAUAUAUGCUCAAAGGGAAGUAUUUUGGCGCCAACGAUCGAAACAACUUUGGCUUAGAGAUGGUGAUAACAACAGCAGAUAUUUCCACACUUCAGCAACCACAAGACAAAAAAAUAAUGCAAUUACCAAACUUCAGGGGCCUAAUGGAGUCUGGUGCGAUUGGAAUUCAGGUUUGAAUCAUGUUAUUCAAAGCUAUUUUGAGGAAUUAUUUUGUUCUUCUAAUGUCCAUUUGGCUGGUGUGGUGGACAAUAUUCGUCCCUCGUUGACUGCUCAACAGAACGUCGACCUCCUUGCUUCGGUUACUGAAGAAGAAGUCAAGGCUGCACUAUUUCAGAUGCAUCCCGAAAAAUCACCUGGUCCCGAUGGCAUGACUCCCGGUUUCUUUCAAAAAUGUUGGAGCAUUGUUAAAAAGGAUGUUGUUGCUCUGGUUAUGGCCAAUCGUUUAAAAGCUGUGCUCCCUCAGUUAAUAUCUGAUACACAGAGUGCCUUUGUCCCUGGACGUUACAUGACUGAUAAUAUUGUGAUCUCUUAUGAGGUCAUGCAUUAUCUCAAGCAGAAAAGAAUGGGAAAGGAAGGCUAUAUGGCGUUGAAACUUGACUUUAGUAAGGCUUACGAUAGGGUUGAGUGGCAAUUUCUUGAAGCGGUCCUUCAAAGAAUGGGUUUUGAUUCUAAAUGGAUUCACCUUGUUAUGUCAUGUAUCUCAUCUGUUGAAUACAUGUUAAUCAAGCAUUAUGAAGUUUCACAUCAGAUUAGAGGUAUACGUGUUGCUAAUGGUGCUCCUUUUAUCUUCCACAUGCUUUUUGCGGAUGACAGCUAUAUUUUUUGCCGUGCUAAUGGAAAUGAUUCAACUAACGCUUCUGUCUGUUCUUCUAUUUGCCAAAGUAUGGGGAUUCAAGAAGCUGGUGAAAACAGUUCAUACUUGGGACUGCCAUGUACAAGUGGAAGAAAUAAAAAUGUUGUAUUUGGUUUUCUAAAGGACAAGGCUAGCAAGCGAAUAAUGAGUUGGGAAGGGAAGUUUUUGUCAAAGGCAGGUAAAGAGUUGCUUCUCAAAACGGUUGCGCAGGCUCUUCCUAAUCAUGCCAUGCACAAACAUAAAGGGGGACUCGGCUUUAAAGACUUGAGACAAUAUAAUAUUGCUUUAUUGGGUAAACAAGCUUGGAGAUUGCUGGUGCAUGAUUCAACAUUGGUGAGUAAGGUGUUUAAAGCUAGAUAUUUUCCUAAUGGGUCAUUCCUAUCUGCUAGCUUGGGAAACAAUCCCAGUUACGUUUGGAGAAGCAUUUUCGAAGCCAAGGAUCUUAUUAUGGCUGGGGCAAGGAGGAGUAUAGCAAGUGGCAUUCAAACUUUGAUACUUGGAGACCCUUGGCUCCCUGAUGUGGAGGAUCCGUACGUGCAUUCUAUACAUCCGGGGCUGGUGAAUCAAACAGUGGCUUCUUUAAUGUGUGUUCAGUCUAAGCAAUGGGAUAAAGAGAUCAUUGAGGACUUAUUUGAUACGAGAGAUCGUAACUUGAUUUUUAGUAUCCUUUUGUUCGAAACUGUACAAACUGAUUGUUGGUCCUGGAGCAAAGAUUGUACGGGAUUAUAUUCAGUAAAAAGUGCUUACGGGUGGCUGCAAAACCAGUCCAAUGUUCCUGGUUUGGAUACUGGUUUUUGGAAAGUGUUUUGGAAGAUAAAAGUUCAACCGAAGGUACUUCAAUUUGCUUGGAGAGCUCUCACUGACACCUUAGCUAUGAAAGUUCAACUCACCACAAAGCAUGUUUAUGUUAAUAAACUUUGCAUUUUCUGCAAUAUGGCAGAGGAGACAAUAAUACAUGUUCUGAAUAAUUCUAAGGAACAAAUAGAGGAAGCCUUGAUGGUGUCUUGGGCGAUUUGGAAUGCUAGAAACAACCUGAUGUGGAACCAAAAGAAUACUACUGCUGCUGAAGUAGUUUUAUCAGCGCGAACUCAUCUUUACCAAUGGCAAAAUGCUCAACAAACUAAGGGUGAACCUCCUUUAUCUCACUUUGAGGUAGGAAGAGAGGUGGAGCAUUGGACAAAACCAACUGAAUCUAUGGUAAAGGUUAACGUGGAUGGAGCUACUUUUGAAGCUACUAAUGCUUUUGGUUAUGGUUUCAUUUCAAGGGACACUAAUGGAGCGAUUAUUGAAGCAAGAUGUUCUAGUAAGAGUGGGAAUUCUUCACCCGAAACUGUUGAAGUGUUGGGAAUAAAAGAAGCCCUUAGUUGGAUUAAGGGGAAAACAUGGAGUAAGGUGGUGAUUGAAAGUGAUUGUCUCGUUGCUGUUCAGGCUAUCCAUACCAAAGUGGUGCUGCCAUCUUUGUUUGGUAUGCUUGUGCAAGACUGUCAGUACCUACUCUCACAAUUAUCUCAUGUUCAAUUGUGCUUUGUAAAGCGUUCUGCUAAUAAGGUCGCGCAUUUCCUUGCGCGUAGUUCUUGUUAUUUGUCAGAUCGUAGUUUCUUUAAAAACAAUUCACCUUCCGAAUUGUUAAAGAUUGUUGAAGAGCUAGUUUCAUUGAACAAGAGAAAAGUAUUCGGAAGAAGACUUAUCAAAGUCUUACUUUGGGAGGAAAGAGAGCUCUCCGCAAAUCCUUAUCUUCGAUUAAGCCGCUUCCGUCCUGAUCAGCCGCUUGGAAGCAAGCCACCACGUUGGGAUCCGUACCGGGUGGGAAAGUCGACGACGACACAAGCAACGCGAAGCCACACCACAACCCCAGUUUCUAAUCUGCUACUGCAGAUCGGUGCUAAGCUUGUUAAAGCAUUCAGGAACAUUCCUGGUGCUGACAUUGUUAAAAUUGAGAGACUUACCUUGCUUAAGCAUGUUCCUAAUAGUCGUCUCAGAAGGUUUGUGAUCUGA